Knipowitschia caucasica is the source of this 2277-nucleotide messenger RNA. The record is from the annotation of a GenBank genome assembly. Lineage: Eukaryota; Metazoa; Chordata; Actinopteri; Gobiiformes; Gobiidae.
AUGGGCUGCAGCCGGGGCGUGGUGACUAGUGCCUUCUACUGGUCUGUAGCCAUUGUCUGUUUGACUCAAAUGGGUGGAGUUAAGCCAGACUGCUGGUUAAUCGAGGGCGAAAAGGGCUUUGUGUGGCUUGCAAUUUGUAGCCAAAACCAGCCACCUUUUGAGGCCAUACCCCAGCAUAUCAACAGCACCAUCGUUGACCUUCGCCUGAAUGAAAACAAAAUCAAAAGCAUACACUACUCUUCACUCAGCCGCUUUGCCAACUUGACCUACCUGAACCUGACUAAGAAUGACAUCUCCUAUGUCGAAGACGGGGCUUUUUCCGCUCAGUUCAACCUCCAAGUCCUGCAGAUGGGUUUCAACAAGAUGCGAAAUCUGACAGAGGGGGUCCUCAGGGGACUCGGGAAGCUGCAGUACCUCUAUCUUCAAGCCAAUCUAAUCGAGAGUGUGACACACAAUGCUUUCUGGGAAUGCCCCAAUAUUGAAAACAUCGACUUGUCCAUGAACCGCAUCCAGCAGUUAGACGGAUCCACAUUCGGCAGCUUGACCAAGCUCACUACUUGCGAGCUGUAUACCAAUCCCUUCAACUGUUCAUGUGAGUUGUACGGCUUUGUUAAAUGGCUGUCGACCUUCCCGAAUAGAACCAAUGACCGGAUGGUGUGUGAGACUCCAUCUGGUGUGUACGGCUACAGUUUGUUGAGCCAGAAUCCCAACGAUCCAACUUAUAAGAACGCUCUGCACAUGCUGACCACAGUGUGUACUGAUGAUUAUGUCACCCCAUUUAUUGAUAUACCGACGGAGCCAACCAUGCCACCGCCAGACACUACCCUGUGUGCGUUAGAGGACUGUCCUUCUGGCACCGAACCAGAGGACAUCACCACCAGUACAGUCUCUAUAGAUCCCAAAAUGAAGCCUCUAAUGAAGCUGAAGCAAGUUACCAACAAUGGGGCAACUCUUUCAGUCCAAAUCCCCUAUCCCUUCAAGAAAAUGUACAUCCUAGUUCUUUACAACAACAGCUUUUUCACAGAUAUUCAAAAUUUAAAAGACAUACAAGAGGAAAUUGUACUUAAGGACCUUAAACCCCACACUAAUUACACCUACUGUGUCGCUUCAAUCCGUAACUCCUUGCGUCGCAACCACACAUGUCUAACUGUGACCACCGGGCCCUGGAACGGUAAAGAAAAGAUUACCAACAAUGCCACCGCCACGCAUUAUAUUAUGACAAUCUUAGGCUGCUUGUUUAGUAUGGUCAUUUUCCUCGGGGUGGUGUACUACUGCUUGAGACGCAAACGCAAGCAAGAGGAAAAGCACAAAAAAGCAGGGGCCAUAAAGAAAAACAUAAUGGAGUUGAAAUAUGGACAAGAGCUGGAGGGAGGGACAAUAUCGCGAAUGUCACAGAAGCAUUUGUUAACUGGGGAGAGCAUGGCACGUAUGCCUUACCUUCCGCCGGGGGCAGACUUGGAUCAAUACAAGUUUCAGGAAAUCAGCGACACACCUAAAAUGAUGAAAGGAAACUACAUGGAGGUGAGGAGCAUGGACCACCACGACCGCAGAGAGUGCGAGAUGGGGAUGCCCGGAAACAGCCAGGGAUCUGUGGCGGAGAUUUCCACCAUCGCAAAAGAGGGCGUCAAAUCGGGCGCGGUGUCAACAGCCGAGCCGCAGCUUGUGCUUUUAUCCGACCACCCCCAAAACAAAUCCGGCCUCUUGUCACCGCCGUAUCAAGACAGCUAUCACCACUCCUUGCAGAGGCAUCGCAGCUCGGACGCCUCUCCCAAGAGACCAAGCACGGCGACAGGAGGCCCCAUGCGCAGUCCCAGGCCCUAUCGCUCUGAAUCAAAGUACAUCGAAAAGACCUCCCCGACCGGAGACACCAUCGUUACCGUAACGCCCACCGCGGCCAUCUUGCGCGCAGAGGCGGAGAAAAUGCGGCAAUACAACGACCACCGGCAUUCGUACACCGACGCGCAAAUAGAAGAACUGGAAGGACCCGACGUGCAUAAGUCUAUGUUGGAGCCGCUGACCCACUCGCGGUCCAGAGACUUGGCGUACUCCCAGUUGUCGUCCCAGUAUCACAAUCUGAGCUACUCUUCCAGCCCGGAGUACUACUGCAAACCCUCGCACAGCAUUUGGGAGAAGUUUAAACUGCACAGAAAGCGGCACAAAGAUGAUGAGUACAUGGCGGCGGGACACGCGCUGAGGAAGAAAGUGCAGUUUGCGAAGGAUGAGGACCUGCAUGAUAUUUUGGACUACUGGAAAGGCGUGUCCGCGCAGAAUAAAUAA